Molecule: messenger RNA, 1781 nt
Organism: Dreissena polymorpha
Lineage: Eukaryota; Metazoa; Mollusca; Bivalvia; Myida; Dreissenidae
Product: sushi, nidogen and EGF-like domain-containing protein 1
Exons: 19
Coding region: 95-1255 (386 amino acids)
Biological process (GO): heterophilic cell-cell adhesion; establishment or maintenance of epithelial cell apical/basal polarity
Cellular component (GO): protein-containing complex; plasma membrane
Molecular function (GO): calcium ion binding
Source: RefSeq, a predicted model, not a curated record
CUCUUAACCUCAAGCAUAUAUUGUUCCACUUUUGAAUUUAUCUCUGAACAUAAAUAGAUAGUUAACAUUCGUGCUGACAUUGGCAGUGUGCACAAUGACAGAGAUGGGCCCGUUUGGACUAAUUUUAGUACUGAAUGGUCUAAUAGGGGUUUCCUUUGCAGAAGAGUGUGUCCGAUCUGGCGACUGCCACAUCACCACAUGUACACACGGAGAGGAGCUUAGGUGUAACAACCGUACAUGCGUUUGCAUACCACAUCCGUGUGCCAGUCAUCCUUGUCAAAAUCACGGUGUUUGCGUGGAGCAUCAUGGCACAUAUCAAUGUAAAUGUCCAGUCGGCGUCAGUGGUACCAACUGCGAAGUCCAGAGCUUAAGCACGCCACAUACAACCCACCACCCGACGACCACACGGGCGCCGGCAUCACACGCAACAACUGCAGUACCACAUCCGUGUGCCAGUCAUCCUUGUCAAAAUCACGGUGUUUGCGUGGAGCAUCAUGGCACAUAUGAAUGUAAAUGUCCAGUCGGCGUCAGUGGUACCAACUGCGAAGUCCAGAGCUUAAGCACGCCACAUACAACCCACCACCCGACGACCACACGGGCGCCGGCAUCACACGCAACAACUGCAGUACCACAUCCGUGUGCCAGUCAUCCUUGUCAAAAUCACGGUGUUUGCGUGGAGCAUCAUGGCACAUAUGAAUGUAAAUGUCCAGUCGGCGUCAGUGGUACCAACUGCGAAGUCCAGAGCUUAAGCACGCCACAUACAACCCACCACCCGACGACCACACGGGCGCCGGCAUCACACGCAACAACUGCAGUACCACAUCCGUGUGCCAGUCAUCCUUGUCAAAAUCACGGUGUUUGCGUGGAGCAUCAUGGCACAUAUCAAUGUAAAUGUCCAGUCGGCGUCAACGGUACCAACUGCGAAGUCCAGAGCUUAAGCACGCCACAUACAACCCACCACCCGACGACCACACGGGCGCCGGCAUCACACGCAACAACUGCAGUACCACAUCCGUGUGCCAGUCAUCCUUGUCAAAAUCACGGUGUUUGCGUGGAGCAUCAUGGCACAUACCAUUGUAAUUGUACACACGGCUUCAGUGGUACCGACUGCGAAGAUAACAAGUUCUGUUUGGCUUGUGAUGAUGCCGUGUCCCCGCACACAUGUGACAAGAUCACAAUUUGCGGAAGUCAUGAGAUUUGCUAUGUGGACUCCUACGUGACGUCUGUGGGUUCCUUACGUUUCAAUCUUGGUUGACGUGAUGUACAGCAAUGCGGCGUCACGGACUCUGGCAUUGGAAAACGAUCCAAAGAUGAACUUGACCUUCCACUGAACGUCAUGGCAAGCGACGGACGCAACGUUACAUGCACACAGUGUUGCAACGGAACACUUUGCAACGCCGGGGGAUGUGGCUCCGACGCAUUUGCCCCAAUCAGCCCCGUUGUACGCGGUCCAGUGUGCUUCAAUUGUGAACAACAGGCCAACAUUGACGAUUGUUAUAAGAUCCGUAUUUGCGGGCGUGAUGAGAUGUGUGAAAUAGAAGAUAUGUCAUCAGCAGAUGGGCACCAGGCGUAUUGGAGAACACGGUGUGUUCCCGAACGGACUUGCAGGUCAACGCAAGCCAUACACGCGCAGUUAAUGGCUUAUGGCAAACCAUGUACGAGGGCAUGCUGCAAAGAAGACCUCUGUAACCAAUCGUGCCCCGGGUCAUCUUAAGCGACGACAAAAACUCCUCUUAAAUGUGAAGUUGACGCAGGAUAUACAAUUAAAGAUAUGAAAACGA